AUGGGCAAGCAGCAGAAGAAACUGUACGAGAGGCCGCAACAGUUUAGGUCAGGUUUGUUGAAGUGCUUUGAGUGUGGUGGAGAUCACAUCCGAAGAAAUUGCCCAAAGCUGAGUGACGUCAAGAAGGAGGUGAGGACGUGUUUCACAUGUAAUAAGCCUGGGCAUAUCUCUCUUCAUUGCCCUCAGAAGAGGUCAUUUGGUGGAACGCCUCAGAAGUCAGCUAAUGAUGGAAAGCCGCAGGCUGCGGGCAGACAGUUUGCCAUGUCGGGAGAAGAAGCCGAGAAGUCAGGUAACCUGAUACUUGAUACUUGUUCUUUGUUUGGUAGAAAUGUGCAUGUCCUGUUUGAUUCGGGUGCGACGCACUCGUUUAUAUCAUUGUUGUGUGUUGAGAUUCUUGGACUCUCUAUGUUUGACUUGGGGUGCGAGCUUGUUGUCUCUACUCCAACAUCCGGACAAGUUUCAACCAGUUCAAUCUGUGUUGGGUGUCCGAUCGAGGUGGCAGGUCACAAGUCUAGAGUCAACUUGGUGUGCUUACCGCUUGAAGGUCUGGACGUGAUCUUGGGGAUGGAUUGGUUAGCUGAUAACCAUGUGAUGAUUGACUGUGGACGUCAGAGGGUAGUCUUCCAGGAGCCAGAAGGCAUUAAAAUGUCAACAUCAAAGGAAGUGGUACAAGAUCUCAAGAGUGGAGCUGUUUGCUUUAUGUUGAUAGUGAAAGAGCAAAAGAGGAGCAUAGACGAGCAGAUCAGUGGUAUACCAGUGGUCGAGGAAUAUGCUGAGUCGUGA
Molecule: messenger RNA, 783 nt
Organism: Vigna angularis (adzuki bean)
Lineage: Eukaryota; Viridiplantae; Streptophyta; Magnoliopsida; Fabales; Fabaceae
Exons: 1
Coding region: 1-783 (260 amino acids)
Biological process (GO): proteolysis
Molecular function (GO): aspartic-type endopeptidase activity; zinc ion binding; nucleic acid binding
Source: RefSeq, a predicted model, not a curated record